CCAAAACAGCAAGGAAUUGAAUUCACCUUCUCUGCAUUACCGGUUCUACGCCAAAGCAAAGAUCGUCGCCCGCCCACCACGACAACACAACCAGGUCGAACAUAGUAAUCAGCCGCUCACACGUACGGACUAAACAUCUGGGCCUCAAACAGCAAACCUCGGCGAUUCCACUUGCAGGCACGACCGGUGGAGGCGCGUGCGCGAGGACGAAGUCUCAGCACCGCCCAGCACCUGUGCGCUUUUACGACAACGACGAGUCACGCUGCAAUUGUUGGCAAGCCGGGACCGCCCGGAGCACACCGACUCGACGCGCAAAAACAAUCGCCCCGGGAUCCCGCCGUGGGCAGUGGAGCCUCUAUACGACGCGCGCGCGCGGAGAGAGAGAGAAGGGGAGAGAGGGGGUGAGACAAAAAGGCAUCGAAGGGUGGUCGCGUACACAACAAAAACAUGGCGAACCCGCCGAACAACGAGAACAUACAGCCCGCCACGAGGCCAGGUAGCAAUACCGCCGCUAGCGGGCCGGGAGCGGGAGGAGGAGGACCGAACGCGGCGCCGGCGGCGGCCAGCGCGGACCAGCUCGCGGCGUACGAGCAGAGCCGGAAACACCUGAAGCAGAUGCUGAACCGGCAGGCGGAUCUUAAGAAGCAGCUGGCCGCGCACGAAGCAAGCAUUCUGCAGUACGAGACCGAGUACCUCGAGAGCACGCCGAUGGGCAACAUCAUUACGGGAUUCGACAACUACGCCAAGGGCACGUCGAGCAGCGUGGCUGCGCAGCGAAGGCGGACGGGCCUGAUUGAGCAGAACCGCGUGUUCUCCAGGUCGAGCCUGUCGUAUAACCCUCUCAAUCCCGAGGCAUCAGAAGCCAACUCUACGACGUCGACACCAGCCGCCACGGCGGGGACACCGGGGUCUACUUUCAAUGGCGGAGCGACCAAGGACAAGAGCGGGCCGGCGUCCGAGGCCGCGUCAGGGACCGGGGCAUCGACGCCGGCGGGGGAGAGCAGCCACAAGAGGAACGCCAGCAGCAUCGGGGGCGGGAGCAAGAAGUCAAAGAAGAAGUCUGCCGCGGCGACGCCCGUUGCGACGACGGCCGGAGAUGGCGGCGCGGGCGGCGACGAUGACAGCGAGGCCGAUGCGCGGGAGAACAAGAAGGCCCGGGUCAGCAUGGGGGCGCGCAAGUAGCGAGGUCUGUCUGUUUGAAGGCUUCCUGAGCGACAAGAUGAACUCGGCCUCUCCCGUGGAGUACAGAAGAUGCAAUGGCGUUUGGGAGCAAAAAGAAAUAGAUACCCUUUCUUGUUUGGA
Microdochium trichocladiopsis is the source of this 1302-nucleotide messenger RNA. Its product is annotated as histone acetyltransferase subunit NuA4-domain-containing protein. Bases 448 to 1182 code for a protein of 244 amino acids. NCBI's taxonomy places the organism in Eukaryota, Fungi, Ascomycota, Sordariomycetes, Xylariales, Microdochiaceae. Gene Ontology annotation, cellular component: NuA4 histone acetyltransferase complex. The record is from RefSeq and is a predicted model, not a curated record. The transcript is spliced from 3 exons.